Plutella xylostella (diamondback moth) is the source of this 1991-nucleotide messenger RNA. It is a transcript of the gene TSG101, whose product is annotated as tumor susceptibility gene 101. Gene Ontology annotation, molecular function: ubiquitin binding. The record is from RefSeq and is a predicted model, not a curated record. Lineage: Eukaryota; Metazoa; Arthropoda; Insecta; Lepidoptera; Plutellidae. Gene Ontology annotation, cellular component: ESCRT I complex. Gene Ontology annotation, biological process: protein modification process; endosome to lysosome transport; protein transport.
AAUUUGUACCUCAAUUUGUACCAUCCGAAGUAAAGUGAUUUAAAACCAUAUUUUCUUGUUCAUCUCGCCAAAUUGAAGGCGUCUGUAAGGUGUAUUUAAAGUGAUUACGAUGGCGAACGACGAUGCAGUUUUGAAACAGUAUUUGUCAAAAUACAAGCACUCGGAUUAUACAGCUCGAGAGGUGAUCACAGUGAUACAGCGAUACCGAAGCUUGAACUACAGAUUAGAAGCCUUUGUGUUCAACAACGGCACUAGAAAAGACCUGUUAAACCUUGAGGGAACAAUACCAGUGAGCUACAAAGGCGCAAUUUACAACAUACCAGUUUGCAUUUGGUUAAUGGACACGCAUCCUCAAAAUGCCCCUCUUAGUUUCGUGAAACCUACACCUGAUAUGUCUAUUAAAGUAUCUAAAUACGUUGACAGCAAUGGCAAAGUGUACCUCCCCUAUCUCCACGAAUGGAGCGGCAAUGGAUCUACGUUGUUGAACCUCAUUCAGUGGAUGAUUACAGCUUUUGGUGAAAUCCCUCCAGUGUACUCGAGGCCCCGCGACCAGCCGCCGCGCCCGCGCUGGCCCGGCGACCCCGCCGCCAACUCCUUCAUGCCGACACCCUCUGGAUAUCCUCCAUACCCUCAGGUGUCCACUCAACCACCAUACCCCACAGGAGGGGCUGCUUGGCCCACAUCUUCUAACCUUCCAUACCCUAACUAUGGAUCACCGUACCCUGGACAGAUGCCUGUGAAUGGCACACCAUACCCACCUGCUGCUAAUCCAACUCCGUAUCCUCCCGUACCGAACUAUGGUGGUGGGACAGAUGUAGCUGGUGGUACCAUCACUGAAGAACACAUCAAAGCAUCUUUACUGUCAGCUGUGGAGGACAAGCUGAGGAGACGCCUCAAGGAGCAGUCCCAGCAGUCGCAGGCUGAACUGGAGACCCUGCGCCGCACACAGCAGGAGCUAAAAGAAGGGAAAUCUAGACUUGAAGAUAUUCUAUUCAGACUACAAAGGGAGAGAACUGAGUUGGACAAAAAUGUUGCAAUAUUGCAGGAAAAAGAGAAGGAAUUGAAUGUAGCAGUGGAGCGCCUCGCUGACCAGGAGGGCAUAGAUGUGGACGAGGCUGUGGUCACCACUGCCCCACUCUACUCUCAGCUGGUGAAUGCAUUUGCUGAAGAAGCUACUCUGGAAGAUGCUAUUUAUUACAUGGGAGAGGCACUCCGUAAGGAGGUUAUUGAUCUGGACACAUUUUUGAAACAAGUACGUACUCUAGCUCGUAGACAGUUCACUCUCAGGGCUCUGAUGCACAAGUGCAGGCAGAAGGCACAACUUGCAUGUUAAGAAUCUUUAAAAUUUUACAGGAAAUACUAUUGGAUGUUUACUUGAUGGAAUGACUCAUAAGAGUAAUUAAUAAGUGAGUGCAUAUUAUCUAGAUGUAUCCUUCUUGACUGCCUCAUCAUUUGCUAAAUAGAAAUCAAAUGUAUAGUGAGCUAAUUCUAGUAUCCAUUUUGAUUGUAUUCAUAAAUAUAUUCAACUAUUUAAUGGACAUAAUAGAGAGUUUUGCAUUUUUUAUUAAUUAUAGAUAAACAUCACAAUAAAUAAUAACUUCACUGAAAUAACUGAGGAAUUCACUGCUGCUUGAGAAAGGCAGGCAACAUUUUUAUAUUUAAAAAAGUCUUGAAUGAUGCAAAUAUUGAAUUUUAUCUUUUUUAUUGCUUUUGGAAUUAUAAGUAACUUAUCAGUUACAAUUAAACUACAUUAUUACUGAGCCUUGAAAUUGACCUCAGUACCCUAUUGUAAUAGCACAACUAUGUGCCAGUCAUUAUAAAGAUCAAUUGGCAUGAUCUAAGAUUUCAGUUAAAUAAUUGUGAAUGUAUCCUUUUAGAAUUGUAGAUGGUUAUUGGUAGGUGUUGCAUAAUUGCAUAUCACUCCUUUUCAUGUUCUUCAGCACUGAUAUAUCAUUAAAGGUGGUAGACAAUAAAUUUUACUUUGAUUUGAA